Messenger RNA from Sorghum bicolor (sorghum), 2529 nucleotides. Its product is annotated as OBERON-like protein. Gene Ontology annotation, cellular component: nucleus. Lineage: Eukaryota; Viridiplantae; Streptophyta; Magnoliopsida; Poales; Poaceae. The transcript is spliced from 3 exons. The record is from RefSeq and is a predicted model, not a curated record. Bases 337 to 2124 code for a protein of 595 amino acids.
CGCACCGCACACAGUCGGCACGCAGCUUGUUGCCGCUCUACCUUACCGCUCAAUCAGUUCUGACUUUCUGACCCACGCGGGUUCGUCUCGGUUGGACUCCCCCAACUCCCAGGCCAUUCCUCGUGAGGAUUUUUUUUUAUUUUGAAAAAAAAGGAAAGCACCACAGACUGGUGGUGGGGAAAUUUUGCUGGGACGGGACGGGACGCGACCUCGCCGUCCUCAUCGGUCAAAGACGGAGGCGGAGGCGCCUCCUGCACCGGGUUCACGCCGCGCCGCCGAUACGGCCCGCCAGAACCGAGGUUAAGGUUGCAGGCUUGCAGCUUGGGAUUGUGAAAGAUGGGGACCUCUUCUGGCGCGAAUUUCCAUCAGCAACCUCCUUCGACCCAGGGGAUGUUGCCACCAAGGCAUGGUCCUCGCCCCUCAGGGUUGCAGACCUCACUCUCGCUGGCCUCUUCGGAGCAGGUUGGCUCGCCUGACAUGCAGGAGCCUGGUUCAAACUCGGACCCAGGGCAUGACUCUGCCACUGAGAGCGCCAGUUCCAAAGACACAUGGCCUGCUGAGCCGAACCAGAGCAAUGGUGGGGUAGCUGCCAGUGGUGUCGUGAGUAAGGCGGCGGAGAAGGAGAAGGAGGUGGCGAAUGGUGUAUCCAAGCUGCAGGUUAUCCGCGGACCCUCCUCUCGUGUGGGUGGGAUGCUUCUGCGGGAGGUUGCACGGGAGAGGGUUGAUCUGGUUGCUGAGAAGAUGAAGGUGAUGCCGGAGGAGCACCUGGAGGAGGUCAAGAAUGAGCUCAGGUCGAUUCUGGAGGGCACUGGAGGUUCUCACCACAUCGAGGAGUUCUUGUACUUGCAGAAGCUUGUCCAGGACAGGGAUGAUUUGACACCAUCCAUGCUUUCAGUGGCGCACCAUGUGCAGCUUGAGAUCCUUGUUGCAAUCAAGACUGGGAUACAGGCCUUUCUGCACCCCAGCGUUACCAUUCCACACAAUCGCUUGGUGGAGGUUUUCUUGUACAAGCGGUGCCGGAACAUUGCUUGCCAGAGUGCUCUCCCUGCUGAGGAGUGCAGAUGCAAUGUGUGUGCUAGCAGGAAUGGCUUUUGCAACCUGUGCAUGUGUGUCAUCUGUAACAAGUUUGAUUUUGAGGUCAAUACAUGCCGUUGGAUUGGUUGUGAUUUCUGCUCUCACUGGACACAUACAGAUUGUGCAAUUCACAAUGGCCAGAUAGGAAUGGGACAAUCAGUGAAAAGCAGCAUUGGUCAUGCUGAAAUGCUUUUUAGGUGCCGAGCUUGCCAGAGGACCUCAGAGCUGCUGGGUUGGGUUAAGGAUGUCUUCCAACAAUGUGCUCCUGGUUGGGAUAGGGAUGCUUUGUUACGUGAGCUUGAGUUUGUUUGUAAGAUAUUCCGUUUAAGUGAGGAUACAAAAGGGAGAGUGUUGUUCAGGAAAUGUCUAGAUCUGAUUGAAAGGCUGAGGAACGCUCCGGCUGAUUCCAUCAAUCCUAGGGUGAUACUACAAGCACUCCAAGAGCUUGAGAUGGACUCCCCCAAGAUCUCCGAAAAUGAAGAUGUUGGGCAUCUAAUCACACCCCAGGAAGCUUGCAACCGUAUAGCAGAGGUAGUCCAAGAGGCUGUGAGAAAGAUGGAGCUCGUCGCUGAAGAAAAGAUGCGACUUUACAAGAAGGCCCGUCUUGCUGUGGAGGCCUGUGACCGAGAGCUGGAGGAGAAGGUUAGGGAAGCCCAGGAGCUGAAGGCGGAGCGUCUGCGCAAGAAGCAGCAGGUGGAGGAGCUGGAGAGCAUCGUGCGGUUGAAGCAGGCAGAAGCGGAGAUGUUCCAGCUGAAGGCGAAUGAGGCCCGGCAGGAGGCGGAGCGGCUACAGAGCAUCGCGCUCACCAAGUCCAAGACAGCCGAGCAGGACUAUGCCAGCAUGUACCUGAAGCGGCGCCUGGAGGAGGCAGAGGCAGAGAAACAGUUCCUUUUUGAGAAGAUCAAGCUGCAGGAGAACCAGAGGCCAGCCGUGGGUGUGGGCAGCAGCAGUGGUGCUGGAGGUGACUCCGCACAGACGAUGAUGCUAUCCAAGAUUCAGGACCUGCUCAAGAACGUCCGCAGCAAGCCAGCGAAGUCGGAGGGUCACUAGUUGGAAUAAGAGCUGCUGCUGAGAUUUUCGGUAAUUAUAUAUACGUGUGUUCCACUGAUUUGUUCGAGUAGAGGUGUAACGAAUUGUGUGGUGCUUUGAGAAAUUUGGAUCCCUUCACGUUACUGUCGCUAGGCGUCUUGAUGCUUUUGAGUACUCUUGUAGGCUUAUAUACACGUAUCUGUUGUUGCAGGUGGCCACAGUGUGCUUCAAACAAUGUUUUUUUUUUGACAAGUGCUUCAAACAAUGUUAAUGUUACAUCGUUAGGCACGAAGCAACCACCAGUUGUGUCUCUCUUUAUAUCUACAUAUAUAUACAAAUACAAACAUGCAUUUGUAACGGAACCCUUGACCAAACACGGUAUGUUUGGUGAGUACUCCGUAUGUAUUGAUCUUUGUCCGAUGCUUA